This is a messenger RNA of Notothenia coriiceps (black rockcod), 2047 nucleotides long. RefSeq names its product heterogeneous nuclear ribonucleoprotein A/B-like. The record is from RefSeq and is a predicted model, not a curated record. Gene Ontology annotation, molecular function: RNA binding. NCBI's taxonomy places the organism in Eukaryota, Metazoa, Chordata, Actinopteri, Perciformes, Nototheniidae. Gene Ontology annotation, biological process: regulation of gene expression. The transcript is spliced from 9 exons. Gene Ontology annotation, cellular component: chromatin; nucleoplasm. The coding region runs from base 134 to 1240 and encodes 368 amino acids.
CUGCUCACAUCCGGUCGUAUAUAUGUUGCCACGAGUUAGCGGCGAAUUUGGAGAGUGUCCAUUUUGAGCAGCGAGUCGGCGUCUCCGGUAUUUCUUUCCCCUUUAAAACUUUCGAAUAACCCACCGUCGCAGAAUGGCAGACGCUGAGCAUCUCCUCAUGGAAACAUCGGACCAGAACGGCAAUGAGGGCGAGGAGGACCAGAAUGGAGCCGAGCAGGAGCUGAUGGGAGGAGACGAGGAGCUCCUGGAGAGCCACGACGGCCAGGAAGAGGAGCAGGCAGAGACAGAGGCCCAGGAGCCAAUAGAUGCCAUAGAUGGCGUAGAAGCAGUAGAGGGUAUAGAAGCGGUAGAGGGCGUAGAAGGUGUAGAAGGAGUAGAGGGCCAAGACAAUGGCGCAGACGGAGGCAAAAUUGAUGCCAGCAAAGGAGAGGAGGAUGCUGGUAAAAUGUUCGUGGGUGGCCUCAGUUGGGACACGAGUAAAAAGGACCUGAAGGAUUACUUCACAAAGUUCGGCGAGGUGUCGGACUGCACCAUCAAGAUGGACUCCAACACCGGCCGGUCCCGAGGCUUCGGCUUCGUUCUCUUCAAAGAAGCCGCCAGCGUGGAAAAGGUCCUGGAGCAGAAGGAACACAGACUGGACGGCCGUCCAAUCGACCCCAAGAAGGCGAUGGCCAUGAAGAAGGAGCCCGCCAAGAAGAUCUUUGUCGGGGGUUUGAACCCCGAGGCAACAGAGGAUGCUAUCAGGGAAUAUUUCGGAACCUUCGGAGAGAUUGAAACCAUUGAGCUUCCCAUCGACCCCAAAUCGAAGAAAAGGAGGGGCUUCAUCUUCAUCACGUACAAAGAGGAAAUCAGUGUCAAGAAGUGUCUGGAGAAGAAAUACCACACCAUCCAGGGCGGCAGGUGUGAGCUGAAAAUUGCCCAGCCAAAGGAGGUGUACCAGCAGCAGCAGUAUGGGGGGGGUCGUGGUGGAGGUUAUGGAGGCGGUCAGGGAAGAGGCAGGGGCCGUGGAGACUCUGUGUCAGGUCAGGGCCAGAACUGGAACCAGGGCUAUGGCAACUACUGGAACCAGGGAUACGGUAACCAGGGCUACGGCGGUUAUGGCGGCGGCUAUGGCAACUACGACUAUUCUUCCGGUUAUGCAUAUGGCCCCGGAUAUGACUACACAGCCGACCAGGGCAACGGCAGCUACGGAAAGACUCCCAGACGGGGGGCACACCAGGCCGGCUACAAGCCAUACUGAUGAUCACAGUGGUGCAACGACUCCAGUGAGACCGACGGCUGGAUGGACACACUGGGCAUGACUCGACCUCUUUUAUGACAGAAGACCAUUUGUACAGAAAAACAACUGAAAUGUAACUUUUUUUUGUUUCUUUUUUUUUUUAAUCUUUUCAUUUUUAGGUUUUACUUUUCCCUUUGGUGUUUCGUUUUUUUUUUGUUUCUUCUUCCCCCUUCCACAUUUCCAUCAAUGGAAGUGUAAUUUUUACUGUACUUUUUGGUACCUGUUUUGAUUCUAAUGUAUUGUAAGGCUUGUAUUUUACAUGUAUGCUGGCUUUACAGGUUGAAAGAUCUCGGCGCUGUAAAGGAGCUUUUUUGACAAAUAAAACCGUUUUCAGUAAUUUUUUUUAAUUUUUUUUGGUUCUUAUGCUUCCAGGUUUUGGGGUGGAAGAGUAAGACGCUGAACGGGUUUGGGAUUCAAAUUCAAUUACCAUCAUUGAUUUCUGUCUUUUUCCCCUUUAUGUGGAACCAUUUUAACUCUAGCUAUAAUUUGACUUUUCUUCCUCGGAAAAAUUCACCAUGAAAUACAGAUGUUGAGUGGAGGGGGGGGGGGGGGGGUGAAUUAAAUCUACAUACCCUUUUACAUAACAAGCCACUUGUUUAAGUUUCUAUGCUGGUUUAGUUUGUUUGUCAAGUGUCACUGGUUUUUAGAAAUAACCGCUUUGAAGUUAAAUGUCUGCUUAGUUUUUUUUGUUUUUUUCUGGAGGCCAUUGGAGUCUCCUCAGCUAGUGUCUCUGGCAAUUUAUUAGUAAUAAACAUCCUCGUUUGUAAA